Platichthys flesus (European flounder) is the source of this 2161-nucleotide messenger RNA. It is a transcript of the gene epsti1, whose product is annotated as epithelial stromal interaction 1. The coding region runs from base 83 to 1072 and encodes 329 amino acids. NCBI's taxonomy places the organism in Eukaryota, Metazoa, Chordata, Actinopteri, Pleuronectiformes, Pleuronectidae. The transcript has 10 exons. Gene Ontology annotation, molecular function: ubiquitin binding. The record is from RefSeq and is a predicted model, not a curated record.
GAUCUGUUAUUGGCUGCAGUGGCAAAAUAUGUAUGUGUCAUGAGUCAAAGACUGAACCAGCUGCUGGACUGACAGUGUCUUCAUGAUGGAUCCUCCUCGUCCUCCUCAGCUGAACUCCAGAAACAACCGUCUGACCGAGAGAGAAGAAGAAACAUCUGCAAACAGCCAAACAUCUGGAAACGCACAGAUGAACGCAGCUGGUCCUCCGGCAGCAGACAGACAGCCUCAAUACUCAAGUGGAUUCACCAUGAUCCCACCUAAUCUAACCCGGCGGAGCGAGAUGGAAACGGUGGCUCAAAGAGGAGAAGAGACGUUUCAGAGGAUGAGGGAGGCUCACAGAGUUUCUUAUGUGUCCGAGGUGCCAGCGACGCUCGGUGGAAGGGCAACACUGGAUGAGGUCCGACAGAGGCAGCAGGAGGCGCUACUUCGCUCCAAAGUGGAGAAGAGGGUGAAACAGGAAGAGAUGGAAAGGAGGAGGAGACAAGAAGAGGAGGAGGAGCUACAGAAGAUGAAAGAUGAUGCGAGGAAGAAGGCCGAGCGCCAUGAGGAGAAGGAGCGACAGGAGGAGCAGAGGAGGAGGGAGCAGCUCCAGCAGGAUCACGUCAGGAGGACGGACAGGUUUCUGCAGAGGUUUGAACGGGGACCCCGGGAUCCACCGGCAUCCGGUGGUGCCACACACACGUCAUCCACGAGUGAGGCUGCGGUGAAAAGUGGGAGAGACGUGCACCUGGAACACAAGAGGGUGAACUCGGCCUUUCUGGACGAUCUCCAGGGUCGAGGCGUCGGGAGCGAGGGAGAGAGGGGGGGUGUCCCGGGGGCCGAGUGGCGCGGGUCGGCCUCUAACGAUCUAACACACCCGACCGGACAACAAGCCCCCCCCGCUCACCUGAAACCAGAUCCAGACCAGAGCUGGACACAGGAAGCUGACCAGUAUCCAGACUACGACUGGGACCUGCUGAAGCUGGAGAACAUGUUUCCAAACUACACCAAAGAAUUCCUGACUGACAUCCUCCACCAGUGCCACGGCGACUUCGAGUCGGCCGUCACGAUGCUCGUCUGCACCUUGUCUUGAGUUCCAUUCUCCUCCAAUGGGACGACUCUAUUCAUACUGGGUUUGGUGGUUCGGGAGUUGCACGUAAAUAAAAUGUGUAAUCAGCGUUGUGACGUUAGAGGGAAUGUAGAAACGGGUGAUGGAUGGAGGACGUGUGCCUACAGAGGAGCGUCCUGUAAUGUGUUCUUGAUUAUGCUAUUAAUCACGGAGUGGUUGUAUCUGUCUGCUCCAGUGACUCAUGUUGGGACGCGGCCCUGACAUGGAGCCCACGAGCGUUUGCACCAGUUUAGUUGAAGGUCAUCGCCGUGACUCAUCAGCUUCAGAUCAUAUUUUGGGCUCUUAAUUAAAUCAGUGUGUGCAGAUGGAAAAAUGCUCGACCCAAACACAUGAUGUCUUUUGUUUGUUUUAUAAUCAGAGUCACAUGUGAAGCGUCUCCAGCUUCUCAGGACCGGCACAGAGUCAAAUAAGAUUUUACCUUGAGAGAUUAGAGUCAGUUAAGGCUGCACACGACGACCUUUUCAAAAUAAAACGAUCUCCCAGGUUGUGUCUCAGUUUCAGCUCCUUCAGACUCAAACACAGCCAACGGGUUUUCAGGCUGAACCGGGUCCAGCGGCGUCUCCGUACUCUGAUGUCGUGUGGACGCCGGACGUCUCCUCAGCUGAGUUCAUGAGUUUCCAAACGGAAACGUCUCGGUGAGGAUGUAGAUCGAGUCGUAAAAAGCCUCGGAGGACGUCCACGAAACACCCGUCUGUGAAAUCCUGCUGUUUCAGUCGCUCUGGUGCGCUGAUAAAAGCCGGGUGGGGUUUCCAGGUGGAACACAGAGCUGCGGUCAGAGCUAAAAAUGGCAGCUUUGUAACUGGGCUGAGUGGAGCAGCAGAGAUGUUAUCACCUGACGAGGCAGCAGAGAACAAAGGGUGGUGCUCUCCACACGGGGGACCGACAAAAUCCCCUUUUCUUCUGUAGCAUGAAGUCAUUCAGGGAGCGAUGCAGGGCUGAUGUCAUCCAGAGCGUCUGAACUCGGCUCUGCACACGCGAGGACUUUAGAUAAUAAAACGUCUCCUACGUGUUAAUUGUGAUUUUCUUUGAAUAAACUUUGGAUUGUGUGCAGCA